UCCCCGGCCUCGGCCCCGCUCCGUCCCCGCUGCGCGCCCCCGCCGAGCGGCGCGCACCAUGCCGCGGGUGCCCGCGACUCUCUACGCCUGUCUGCUCGGGCUCUGCGCGCUCGUGCCGCGCCUCGCAGGGCUCAACAUAUGCACUAGCGGAAGUGCCGCCUCGUGUGAAGAAUGUCUGUCAAUUCACCCCGAAUGUGCUUGGUGCUCCAAAGAGUACUUUGGCAAUCCACGGUCCGUCACCUCUCGGUGUGACUUGAAAGCAAACCUCAUCCGAAAUGGCUGUGGAGGUGAGAUCGAGAGUCCAGCCAGCAGCACCCACGUCCUUCGGAGCCUACCCCUCAGCAGCAAGGGCUCCAGUGCCACGGGCUCUGACGUCAUCCAGAUGACGCCACAGGAGGUUGCCGUGAGCCUCCGGCCAGGUGACCAGACUACCUUCCAGCUUCAGGUGCGCCAGGUGGAGGACUAUCCCGUAGACCUGUACUACCUGAUGGACCUUUCCCUCUCCAUGAAGGAUGACUUGGACAACAUCCGGAGCCUGGGCACCAAGCUUGCUGAGGAAAUGAGGAAGCUUACUAGUAACUUCCGGUUGGGUUUCGGGUCUUUUGUCGACAAGGACAUCUCUCCUUUCUCCUACACGGCACCGAGAUACCAGACCAACCCGUGUAUCGGUUACAAGUUAUUCCCAAACUGCGUCCCCUCCUUCGGGUUCCGCCAUCUGCUGCCUCUCACGGACAGAGUCGACAGUUUCAACGAGGAAGUGAGGAAGCAGAGGGUGUCCCGGAACCGGGAUGCUCCCGAAGGGGGCUUCGAUGCUGUCCUCCAGGCCGCUGUCUGCAAGGAGAAGAUCGGUUGGCGAAAAGAUGCAUUACACUUGCUGGUGUUCACGACGGAUGACGUGCCCCACAUCGCGCUGGAUGGAAAACUAGGCGGCCUGGUUCAACCACACGAUGGCCAGUGUCACCUGAACGAAGCCAAUGAAUACACGGCAUCCAACCAGAUGGACUAUCCGUCGCUUGCCUUGCUUGGGGAGAAGCUGGCGGAGAACAACAUUAACCUCAUCUUUGCGGUGACGAAGAACCACUACAUGCUCUACAAGAAUUUUACAGCCCUGAUACCUGGCACCACUGUGGAGAUUCUGCAUGGAGACUCCAAAAAUAUUAUCCAACUGAUUAUCAAUGCGUACAGCAGCAUCCGGUCUAAAGUGGAGCUGUCAGUCUGGGAUCAGCCGGAAGACCUUAAUCUCUUCUUCACCGCGACCUGCCAGGAUGGUAUAUCCUACCCUGGUCAGAGGAAGUGCGAGGGUCUGAAGAUCGGGGACACGGCGUCCUUUGAAGUGUCCGUGGAGGCCCGGAGCUGCCCCGGCAGACACACGGCACAAGCUUUCACCCUGCGGCCCGUGGGCUUCCGGGACAGUCUGCAGGUGGAGGUCACCUACAACUGCACCUGUGGCUGCAGCGUGGGGCUGGAGCCCAGCAGUGCCAGAUGCAGUGGGAACGGAACGUACGUCUGUGGGCUGUGCGAAUGUGACCCCAGUUACCUGGGCACCAGAUGCGAGUGCCAGGAGGGGGAGAACCAGAGCGGGUACCAGAACCUGUGCCGAGAGGCAGAAGGCAAGCCCCUGUGCAGUGGCCGAGGGGAGUGCAGCUGCAACCAGUGCUCCUGCUUUGAGAGUGAGUUCGGGAGGAUCUACGGGCCCUUCUGCGAGUGUGACAGCUUUUCCUGCGCCAGGAACAAGGGCGUCCUGUGCUCAGGCCAUGGCGAGUGUCACUGUGGAGAAUGCAAGUGCCACGCAGGUUACAUUGGGGACAAUUGUAACUGCUCAACAGACAUCAGCGCAUGCCGGGCCAAGGAUGGGCAGAUCUGCAGUGACCGUGGCCGCUGCGUCUGUGGGCAGUGCCAGUGUACAGAGCCUGGAGCCUUUGGGGAGACAUGUGAGAAGUGCCCGACCUGCCCAGAUGCUUGCAGCUCCAAGAGAGACUGUGUGGAGUGCUUGCUACUUCACUUGGGGAAACCUGACAACCAGACCUGCCACCAUCAGUGCAAAGACGAGGUGAUCACGUGGGUCGACGCCAUCGUCAAAGAUGACCAGGAGGCUGUGCUUUGCUUCUACAAAACGGCUAAGGACUGCGUCAUGAUGUUCAGCUACACAGAACUGCCCAAUGGGAGGUCCAACCUGACGGUCCUCAGGGAGCCAGAAUGUGGAAGCGCCCCUAAUGCCAUGACCAUCCUGCUGGCUGUGGUUGGCAGCAUCCUUCUGAUCGGAAUGGCACUCCUGGCCAUCUGGAAGCUGCUCGUCACCAUCCAUGACCGCCGAGAGUUUGCCAAGUUCCAGAGCCUCAAACCCACUGUACAGAAAGCCCAUCUCCACACACACCGUCGACUUCGCCUUCAACAAGUUCAACAAAUCCUACAACGGCUCGGUGGACUGAAGGAGGUCGGUGGCUCCUUCGGGGUGGCUGGAGCAGGACCGAGGACAAAGACUGAGGUGUCUUGGAUUGCUUUCCACUUGCUCGCACUAGCUAAGGAAGCAGCGAGAUGCCCUCCACUGAGCCUUAGGGGGCCUGCUACCCACACGGGAGGUAGCUGGCCAUGAGCCCUGGCUGCAGGCCAGAGGCACUUGGAGAAGCAAGAAGACUCUGGUAUUCUCAGCUCCCUGCUGCCUCCAGCUUGCUGUCUCCAUGAACUGCUGAAGGCUGGCCUGCCCCUCGUUUCCCCACCCGGUCAGACGCCAUGGUAUAUGUGGAAGAGUCUGCGUGUACAAAGCAAGGGCGCAGUCUGGCUUUUUCGGGUUGGUGGUUUUUUUUUUCUAUGAAAUAAAAAGGUCACGCAUUUAUGGUGUAGAGCUGAUGACUAGCCCCCUGAGGACUGCCUGGCGUCUGUGGGUGUUGGUGGUGGAACUGGGGAGGCGCCGGUUGAAGGUAUACAGCUUGCAAAUGUUAGCUUUCCCGUCCUGUCCAUGUUUGUUUGGUACUUUUGAAAUGAAAAGGGGAGAUUUGUCUGGGAUUGGAAGUAAAGAUUGAAUCCAAGCAA
Messenger RNA from Peromyscus eremicus (cactus mouse), 3030 nucleotides. It is a transcript of the gene Itgb5, whose product is annotated as integrin subunit beta 5. Gene Ontology annotation, molecular function: integrin binding. Gene Ontology annotation, cellular component: focal adhesion; cell surface; integrin complex. The transcript is spliced from 15 exons. Bases 59 to 2593 code for a protein of 844 amino acids. Lineage: Eukaryota; Metazoa; Chordata; Mammalia; Rodentia; Cricetidae. Gene Ontology annotation, biological process: cell-matrix adhesion; cell migration; cell adhesion mediated by integrin. The record is from RefSeq and is a predicted model, not a curated record.